Messenger RNA from Pelobates cultripes (western spadefoot toad), 29998 nucleotides. The record is from the annotation of a GenBank genome assembly. Lineage: Eukaryota; Metazoa; Chordata; Amphibia; Anura; Pelobatidae.
AUGAAGACUAUAUCCCCUCUAUCGGCGUUCAAGUCAGAAUUACCAGUAUCUAUAAUUAAUGAGGACCUCCCUAUUACUGCCUUAGGUUACGGUGCAAGCUGAGACUCCAAACCAUCUUAUAUACUAAGCUGUUCAGCAAGGAUCAUCCUGUUGGCUCUGAUAGUGGGAUCCUUGAAGAAACACAUACAGCUCCAAAUGGAACUAAGAUUCAGUAGUUUAAACUUGCAACUAGCCCCUAUGCACAUUACAUUAAACUUAUGGUGACAACUUCAGUAAAAAUAAAAAUAUUCAAAUCAUAUGGGAAACACAUAGGAACUCACAAUAACAUAUUUAUAAAAGGGGAAGGGAAUAUAAUAACUAACCCAAAAUAUUUCCCCUGCCUGCUGAAAUCAUAAUAUACAAAUCUACCUGAAUAUGCAAAUUAUGAACCUUGGUAUUCAGGUAGUGCAUACAGCUGUUACAAGAUCCUCACAACCAACAGAUGGCACUGUACAGGCUCCAGGCUCCACAGCCAAAUCCAUUUAGUUGAUUGCAUGCAUCAGCAGGACAAGUGAGCACACAAACAUAAACAAACACAUUAUACACAUGCUGUACCUAUAAUGGGCACAGGGUGACUAAGACAUAAGAAAAAUCUGGGGACCUACAUAAAAUGUCUGUCUUCUGUCCCCAGUGAUGGUGAAUACCGUCACACAAUCCUUUGGCUUUUCCUCAUACGGUUUGACAGAACAAAUUAGAUUUCCUCAAUCCCAAAGCUAAUCUCACCUUUUUGGGAAGACCUAAUUAGAACAUUUUACUUCUUCAUCAGUCAAAGAUAUUUUUAUGGGACAUAGAAAGAUUCAGUUGCACCAAAUCUCUGCAGAUCUUCUGCGACAGACAAAUCACUAUUAAGCUCUCCCGAUUUGUUUCUCCCACUCAUUUGUGCCUCUUUCCCCAUCUCCACAUACUUUUCUUUCUUAUCCUAACAUACCCUAUUGUAAACCCCAUCAUAUGUAUUUCUCCCCACUUUUGCCAGCUCGCGCAUCUUGAUCCUUAUUGCCACAAUGUUUACUCCCACCUCCACUGCAUCACCUUCCUUUCCCUUUCUAGCCUUGUCUUAUCACAGCAUAGCUCCAGGGUUUUGUGAGAGGACAACAUGGUGGGAUUUAACAUUGCAGCAAAGGGAUGUAAAAAAAAAAAACUUCCCUCCGCUUUACUGCCAUGUUGAGGCAACUUCACCACCCUAUGAUGCCGCUGCCGGCUCGUUUGGCCUGUUAUCCCUAAGAGCUGUUCACGCACAUUCGCCAUGUGUUCAGUACUGGAGGAUUAAUUAAUUUACAUACUUAAUUUGAAGAGGCCGUGCAGAGAUUGGAAGUUAAAUAGUCUACAAAGCAUUUAAAGGGACGCUAUAGGCACCCAGACCGUUCAGCUCAUUGAAAUGGUCUAAGUCAUGCAUAGGUAACCUUGGGCACUCCAGAUGUUUUGGACUACACCUCCAAUGAUGCUUUACCAGCAUUAUGGGGGAUGUAGUCCACAACAUCUGUAGUGCCAAAGCUUGCCUACUCCUGGUCUAGGUGCUGUAUCCCAGAUCCCUUAACCCUGCAAAGGUAAUUAUUGCAGUUUUCAAUAAACUGCAAUAAUUACCUUUGAAGGUUAACUCCACUUCUAGACUAGAGAGACUUACGGGUCGUUAGGCAACUUUUGGUCGCCUGACGCUGGACGUCCUCAUGCAAAACCCCAAAGGAAAGCAUUAUGCUUUACUAUGGGUAAAUACUAAUGGGAGCGCAUUAUGUCACCUUACACCAAGCUUGCUGACAUCCGAGCUAAUGCUGAGGUACAUUGGCACUGGACUCAAGUAAGUGACAGAAGGGGGCUUGCGUGGGAGGGGGAAGUUAGUGCCAGGAAAACAAUUGUUCUGAGUAAUUUUAGCUGACAUACUGAAAGUAAUUUAUGCAGCUAUAUGUAAUUUAGAAUAAAAACAAUGUAUCUUAUUUACACAGACUAAUCUCUAAACACGUUUAUUGUUGUUUAAAGACACAUUACUGUGAGUAUUUUUUUCUGUUGCGCUCUGUUUUACACUCAAUCAAUAUGGGGCAACUAAAAAAAGAGGGGCAGAGAGAUUUGGUCCUAAAAUAGGGACUGUCCCUAAUAAAUUGGAACACUUGGGUAGUAAGCUAUAUUAGAAAGAUGUGCAAAAACCCAUAUUGAUAUUUAGGUGCAAUUGUGAUUUUGCAUAUGUUUAUUGUAUUUUGUAUAAUGGUGUAUUUAAAUUUAAUUGAAAGGAAGGAAAGGUAGUUUCUGCUUUGGUUUGCACACGCGCCUUUUAUGUCCAAUUCUUGGGUACAUUUCAGUUAACAGCUGCAUUAAAACGUGCAUUCGAUUAAUAAAACGCUCAGCAGAGACUUUUAUUUUCCUUGGCCCUCCAAGCCUAACCCUGCAGUUAGGGCUCCGCUCAUCAACGAACAGAGAACGUUCCAUCUGCGAUACACUGUAUCACGGGGUCACGUGACAGGAAGGCAGCACUAGCCGAGCUGCAGUGCUCCAGACAUAACCAAUCGAUCCCGUUAGUUCCAUGCCUCAGGUACUGUAUCCUAAAGCUCUCUAUAUUUUCUGUAAAUUGAAUUAACCCCAUAUUCCCUGCAGCUUUCUGUCUAUCCUGUCUGAAUUCCCUCUGACUUCACAUAUUGAGAUAUUAUUCAGUAUCCCCUCAGUCACAGCUGUUCCCUAUUGCUGCCACUUUGACAAAGCAAAACUAUGCCUAAUUUUCAGCUUCCAUCCCUAAUCAGGGAUGGCUUACAGUCUGUAUUUAUUAAUACUAAUCACCUAUUUAUAAUGACAUUAAUGUGCAUUCCAGUUAGAUCAUUUAUUGCCACAGCCAUGUUAUACUCAUUCAAAAUGAUCAGAGCAAGCCCACUGUUUGAAUGUCUCAAAGCAAUAUCUGUUCAGUAAAUGCUUCUAAAAUGUUACCUGUGCGAUUGUUGCUCUGCUCUAAAAAUCUUUAAAGGGCAAUGGACGUUCUUUUGUAGUACUACAACUCUCAUCACAAUCUGUCAGCCAAAUGUAACACAAACACAAUUUGAAAUCCUAUGCAUCCCUCUCCCCUUUCUAAUCAAAAUCUGAUAUGACUAGCAGGAAGUAUUCACUAUACGCAGAUUUUUUAAUUUUUUUUUUACUAAUUUGAAUUGGAGAAUUUUUCUGGAUUUAGUUAUUUUUACCUUAGUUUUUUUUUUUCAUUCAUGAGGUAAAAGUGUAGCCUAAAAUGAAAUGAGUUAAGGUAAGAGUGUCUUUUAAUAAUGACUGUUAAAAAUAAAAUACGCUAUUUGCUUUGAGUAAAAUUGAAAAAUAAUAAAAUACACUAAAGUACACUUUACACUAGUGAAUAGCACGGUUUCAUAAAUAAAAUAAAAAUGAAUAUCAGAAAUAAAAUGGAUGACACAUUUCAUAGCACCCAGUAUGUCUUGAUAUGCCUAAUGUUAGCAUCAACAUUAGUAGAUUUAUUAUCUAGCAUUUCUGGCACAUACAGGACACUUUAGACCCCCGACUUCUAAAGCACUUUUGCUUGCUGAUGUGCUUUAUGUGUGAACAGUAAAAUUCUUUUUUUUUUCAUUUUACAAAAAGUGCAGAAUUCGAUAGAAAUUAACACUUUUACUAAUUAACCUGGUUGCAUCCCCUGACUGUUAAUCAGACAAUUGGUCCUGUUACUGCCUGGUUUGUUUUGCUCAGUGGAGCUAAACUCAAGAGGCAGCAAUUGCCCAGAGCACCUGCCUUGCAAAGACGUCUCAUUGAGCUACAUUGGGAAGUCUGUGAUUGUACAGUCACAGAAAGUCCGGGCGGGUUAGAAGGGUAGGGCUCGCAAAUACAGCAGACAAGAGAUCAGCAGUUUUUGCAAGCUUUUUUUUUUAUACCACUAAAGAAAUAUACCACUAAAGAAAAAAAUCAUAAUUGAAGGGACACUCCAGGCACCGAGACUGCUUCUGCCCAUUGGAGUGGUCUAUUGCACUACCCUUAACCCUGCAAGUGUAACUAUUGCAGUUUUCAUAAACUGCAAUAGUUACAGUGCAGGGUUAAGUCCUCCUCUAGUGGCUGUCUACUAGACAGCCACUAGAGGACACUACCGUGUUCAUAGAAUACGAAAAGUGUUUUAAAACGACGCUGGACGUCCUUACGCUAUGUGAGGACCUCCAGCGUCCAGGAAAGCAUUGAAAGCAUUAUUCAAUGCUUUCCCAACGGGAUGUCUAAUGCGCAUGCGCAUUAGAUCUUCCACAUCGGCGGGGGAGGAGAGAAGGCGGAGCCUGACCCAGCAACUUGGGAUGGGUGUGGGAGGGAAAGGGGCACUUGAGGGUCCUGCAGUGCUAGGAAAACGAAUAUAUAUAAUAUUUUUUUUCCUCUUUUAUUAGGGCAGUGGCGUGUCCAAUUCAAGUCACGGUGUCUCAUUUAAAAAAUGGGCCACUCCUUUUGCUGUUUGAAAUGUUGGGGGAGCAGGGGUGGGGAGCUAAUUCUAACACACAAUCAUAAACAGGGUUAUUUACUAAACUGGGAAUUAUUAUUUAUAAAAUAUUUCACCAGGAAAGAUACAUUGAGAUUUCUCUCGUUUUCAAGUAUGUCCUUGGUCCACAAAUUGACCGGGGACAUCCAUGAAAUUUCUUAUUUUAAGCCAAAACAAUAAAUGAUUAAAUUCCUUAGUACGUUUUUGAACUCGGGAUAUUUUUUUCCCUCCUCCAGGAUGCCAGUUUCUUUGAAGCCUCCAUUUGUGGUGACGUUGGAUAUUAACCUGCUCCUGGUGGCUCUGACAAUACUGGGUCUCCUGACAAGGCUAUGGUCGCUCAAUCACCCACAAGCUGUUGUGUAAGCUGCUCAUUCACCUUUUUUCCUGCUAGGAUUGCUAUCGUUUUAUAUAAUAUAUAUAUUGUUAUUGUGAAGUGCCUGUUAUGUUAUGUAUGUGUGUGGGCUGUUUGUGAUGUUAAAUGUUUGUAUGUGGUUGCACAUUAGUACUUGUAAGUGUGAUGUGAGCUGUCCAUGGUAUUGGGUGUGUCCAUGUGCAUGGGGUGGUUAUUGCAAGGAUGUGUUAAGAUUGUAUGUGAGAGAGAUGUAUUGGCAGGUGAUUUGUGGGUCUUUAUGCAAUAAAUAUAUAAUUUAAUUUAAAAAGUUAUAAAGUUAUUUUAUGCCCCUUUUGCCCUUUGCAGGUGGGUGUGAUGGGGCAUGAAUCUUCAUUAAAAAUCGAGUUUUCCAGGGUGUGGUUCUUGUGAUCUGCACCUUUCAUGUGUGCGGACCACUUGUGUGCCUGUCUCCAUUAGGAUGCAAUUCCAGCGAGACAGAAUAUGGAGAAGUUCCAGAUUGCAAAGAAGAGUUCCCUGUGGUGUCUGCACCUGCUGGAGGUGCAGACCAUAGGCUCCUUUGAGCGGGAGCGCUCUGGAAUGACCAUGCAUGACACACAUGCCACAGGUUGCCGACCCCUGAUUUAGAAUCUGUGGCAAUGUAGGCAAAAAUGUGACUGGUGAAUAAUAUACUGCAGUAAUUUGAUAUAGAAGAUAAUGAAUAAGUGGGCAAAAAGAAACAAUUUAAAGGGACACUAUAGUCACCCAGACCACUUCAGCUCAGUGAAGUGGUCUGGGUGCCAGGUCCCUCAGGAUUUAACCCUUCAGAUGCAAACAUAAUAGUUUCAGAGAAACUGCUAUGUUUACAUUUGGGGUUAAGCCAGCCUCUAGUUAUUAUGCCUCCAUCGCGCAGAGCAUCCAUAGGAAAGCAUUGACGUCGGCAGGGGAGGAGAAAUCACUAGCGCCAAGGGAGCCCGGCACUUGAUUAAGGUAAACUGCUGAAGGGGUUUUAACCCCUUCAGGGUAACGGGAGGGGGACCCUGAGGGUGGGGGCACCCUCAGGGCACUAUAGUGUCAGGAAAACCGCUUUGUUUUCCUGACACUGUAGUGAUCCUUUAAAAUUACCAAGCUUGUGGGGGUUGGGUUGAUGGGUGCACUUUUUAAAUUUAAGUAUCUGGGAUUGAUCCUAUACCAGGGGUAGGCAACUUUCGGCACUCCAGGUGUUGUGGACUACACCUGCCAUAAUGCUCUUACAGCCAUAAUGCUGGCAAAGCAUCAUGGGAGGUGUAGUGCACAAAAUCUGGAGUGCUGAAGGUUGCUUAGCCUGAAACAUUUGAUCUGAAAUGUCACCUGUUCUUGUCAUCUCCCUGGUAGCAGACAUUUAUUAAAUCAGCUACAAUGUUACAUUUUAGUUACUGGACAUUCUCAUUCAUUUCUUUAGACUAAUGGUUUUUUUUUGUGUUUGUUUUUUGUCCUGCAGGUUUGAUGAAGUGUAUUAUGGGCAGUUUAUAUCUCUGUAUAUGAAGCGCAUAUUUUUCUUAGAUGACAGUGGACCACCUCUAGGACACAUGCUUCUGGCAUUGGGAGGUAAGCAUGUGCUGAUCACUUCAUACACACAUAAAAGUAAAAUAACAUUUCUCUAUGCCCCCAAAGAAGAAUUAUGCGAUCGUAUCCCACUAAAAUAUUGGAUUGAAUUCCAGUGUUGGGGGUCAUUCCGCAUCAAAUAUUGGAAAUAUAUUGGAGGGAAUAGUCUUUUUCUUUUUUCAGAGAUUAAAACAUCAUCUAAACUUCAUUACUAAGUACUUACAUUUUCCAGGUUACCUUGGUGGGUUUGAUGGUAAUUUCGUGUGGAACAGAAUUGGAGCCGGUAAGUAAAAAUAUAUGAAUAUAUUGGCGUGUGCUUUCUGUCACGCUCUGUAUAACCCUCUGUGUGCCAGAGUAGAUGGGGUAUAGGCCAAAUAUUUCUCACCCAACUGCACCAAAAUGGUAAAUUGUGAGUUUUAAGAAAGGAGGCUGUGUAUUUGAUUACAUUGUCCUAUUAUAUUUUUCUUUUUUUCCUGCACAGAGUACAGCAGUAAUGUCCCUGUCUGGUCUCUCCGACUGCUGCCUGCAAUAUCUGGAGCACUGUGUGUUCCCCUAACUUAUCAGAUUGUAGUGGAGUUGGGGUUCUCUGCACGUGCAGGUCUGGUAGCCUCCAUUCUACUUUUAUUUGGUGAGUUGGUAUAAAAAUCAAAAAAAAAACAACGUUUCGGCUGAAAAGCCUUUGUCAAGGCAGCUCCCUUGACAAAGGCUUUUCAGCCGAAACGUUGUUUUUUUUUUGAUUGACUCUGUCCCUACUUCUCACUGAAUUUGGUAUGGUUUGCUGCAUUUUUUUUAUAUGUCUGGGUUUUCAUUAUACUAGUAUUAUAGUGGACUGUUUGCAUGAUAUUUCUUUCAUUCAUUUAUUACGCAUUGAGCGUUUAUAUUUGCCUAUAUCAUUGCUUUUCUGGUAAAUGCUUUUGAAUAGCAUGACUUUGUACCUCUGUGGAUAAUAUUUAAAGAGACAGUCCUAUAGUAUAUACCCAUUUAAUAAAGAUUUUUUCAUAUAUAUAAAGAUUUAUGGUUGUGCUCCUUACUCUAUUCACACUGUUAUGUAGUUUGGGUUCUUUAGGUGAUAGAGCCUUAUGUGGGUGAGCACCCAGUAUUUAUUAUAUUAGCCUUUUCCUGGGGCUAUUUUGUUGUUUAGUCGAGUGUGCCCGCCUUGUUUCAUUUACACAGAUACACAUACCUUGACACACAAUGUGUAUCUGUGUGUGUGUAUGUAUGUGUGUAUCUAUGUUUCAAGGUGUGUGUAUCUAUGUUUGUAUGUGCCAUUGUGUAUGAAUCUGACACACAGAUACACACAUUGGCCGAUAGUAGCACACAGAUACCCACACCUUGACUCACAAUGUGUAUCUGUGUGUGUAUCUGUGUUUGUAUGUGCCGGUGUGUGUCAAGGUGUGUAUAUCUGUGUUUGGAUGCACCAGUGUGUGUAUAUGUAUCUGACACACAGAUAUACACACACAUCUUGACUCACAAAUACACACACACACAUACUCAGAUACACACAGUGAUAUACACAUACAAACACACUGAUACGCACUGAUACAUACUGGCACACACAAACACAGUAACACAUACAGAAACACACUCUUUGACAGACACACAUACACUCUCACUGACAAACACACACAUACACUCUUUGACAAACACACACACUCUUUUACAGACACACAUACAAACACAUAUACAUUCUCAUUGACAAGAACAGAUACAUUCUCACUGACAAACACGUACACUCACACACAAGCACACAUUCAAUCUCACUGACAAACACACAAACACAUACAAACUCCCUAACAGACAAAACAUUUUACUCCACCCAGCCCCCCUACCUUUAGGAGUGCUGGCAUGGAGUCCUUGGGGUCCAGUGGGGCUGCUGUCGGCUGGCAUAAAGUCCCUGUGGUCCAGUGGGGCUGCUGGGUGGCUGGAGAGCAGUCCCUGGUGUCCAGUGGGGCUGCUGAGCGGCUGGCAUGAGGACGGCAAGGGAGCAGUGAUCUCCUGCUCAGUUCCCUUGCGCGCCUCUUAGUGAUGCCGGAGCUGGAGUGACAUCAUAUUCCGGUUCCAGUAUCACUGCUGUGCGCGCAAGGGAGGUGAGCAGUGAGAUCUCUGCUCCCUCGCCGCCCGCGGCCGUUUUAUUUUCACAUUUUUUGGCGGAACCCCAACACCAAUUGGGAAACGCUGGUCUAGUUAUAUAAUAGCCGGGGCUAAUGAAAACCAAGUGGGAUGGUUCUUUUAACAGGUUCAUCCAUAAUCAUUAACCUCAAGUUUAGAUACACUACUGUAUUGUUUGCCAUCCGUACAUCAGCAUAACAAGCUACCUUUACAGACAUUUGUGAUCUAGGUAUUAUUUCAUUUUCAGAUAUUGUCCCUUAGCGUGAAACCUCCUGUAUACGUAACAGUGAACUCUCAAAGGUUGGGGGCUUUGAAAUGGAGGUAACUCUUAAGUCUAAGUCUCCAAGUCUGAAGUUGGACAGUAUAGUGUUAAUUGAGGCACAACCUUUUUACAAUCCAUUAAAUGUUACACAGAAACGUGUUGUGCCUGUUAUAUGCCACUGUUCCUCAUGGUGGCAUAUGGCACCAACAGCUAUAGCGGAAGACAGAACUCUUUUUGCUCCAACAGAGUGUCAGUGGUUUGGCAUCAAUUCUAAUAUAUUCAAUAUUUCUGUGUUACAUGGACUAAAACAGUUUAAAAAUAACACCAAAAAUCUGUCUCCUAAAUUCUACGAAAUGUCUGAUCCAAUCAAAAGAUCUGAUCCACUCACGACAAAGUGUCCCUAAAUAGCAGGAUAUUUAGUCUCAUUCUAUUUCUCUCUACCUUUGUUUUUUUGUUUUCUUUAACAUCCUCACAGAGAAUGCACUGAUUACACAGUCACGUCUGAUCUUGCUGGAAUCCGUGCUCAUUUUCUUCAUCCUUUUGGCAUUACUGUCAUUUAUAAAGUUCUGUCACUCUCAGGAGAAUAGGUAAGUCCUCUGUGACAAUAAGGUCAUUGAUAUCUGUACUCUGAUACAUCUAACCACAUGUGCUAUCUACUUUAUCUGGUACAGCAACCUUAAAGGAAUCUUAUUUUUUUAUUUAAUGGGCUUUUGCGCAAAAAUGUUAUUGGGUAAUUUUUUGUAUGUUUAAACUAAAGUGUGUUGUGUAAAGUAAUGUGUCAGUGUAGUUUGUACACAGUUGCAAUGGACUCCUCCAUGUAUCUGAGUUGGCAAUUUUUACUGACAAAGAAAUAAAACAAAAACAAAUGGAUUUAAGAAAACAGAGGAUGCAACUGGUUUAUAAUAUCAGUAAUUGUCCUGUUGUAUACCUCUAUGGAAUAUGUGUGUGCUUUGUAAAAUAUAGAGGGAAAUAGAAACAUUGAGGACUAAAGGACACCCUUGUCUGGUACUUCUUUCUGUAAAAUAAAAAAUGUAUAUUAAAAAAGUGGGUAAUGUUUAUCCCAUUGAUUAUCAGAAAUAUUUUAUUUAUAGCCUAGAUUUACACUGGUAGGCUACAUUCAGUGCACCAGUUGUUGUAGACUACAUCUCCCCUGAUGCUUUGAAAACAUUAUGGCAGUAACAGCAUUAUGGGAGCCGAAGUCCACAACAUCUGGAGUGCCAAAGUUUGCCUACCUCUAAUCUUGAAUACCAUUUUUUUCUGUCACUCUUUGUUGAUAAUAUUGAGAAAUGUUUUCAUGUAUUGAUCUCUAGUUGCAACAAAUUAGGUCUUAUGAGUUUUAUUAAUCAAUUACAAAAUUGUCACCUAGAACAUAAACACAUGAAAAAAUAUUCAGUCAAAUUUAAUUUGCCACUGGCUGUAAUUUUUUUUUGUUUUUUUUUAUCAAAACUUUUUUCUUUCUUUCAUCGUUUUCCAUGCAUUUGGUGCUGAAGAACUCGCUUUUUAAGAAUAUCCUCUGAUAUCGCCCAAACUAAUUAAAACGAUUUGUCUAGCAAUGCAAUGCUUUGUGAAUAAUCCCUUAGUCCACUUUACAGAGUAAAACUGAGUGGUGGAACUUCCCCUGUGGAUUAAUAUUAUCCUUUGCUCUACAGUCCCUUCUCUAUAUGCUGGUGGUUCUGGCUGCUGCUUACUGGGGUUUCUUGUGCCUUAGCUGUAGGGUAAGUAAUCAUUUCACGACAGACAGUAUUUUUUAUUUAACGUCCGCCUUCCUAUGUGCGUCCAGUAAAUCUUCUAUCUACUCUCCAUAGGGUGAAAUACAUGGGUCUCUUCUCUUAUCUACUGAUUUUGGUUAUUGCUGCCGUUCACACUUGGCAACUUAUCGGUGAUCGAACCUUGUCCAACGUAUGUAUAUUGAUCUGCUCUGGUCAUGGUGACUGCUAACGGUUCUUUGACCUGUAGGCUGUUUGUUACUGUUACAGGUGUCUUUGCUGUUCCAUUUGCUGGCACGUGGCUUCUCUCUGCUUCUAGUACCUGCUGCCCUAUAUCUGGGGAUAUUCUACAUUCAUUUGUCCUUGCUGAUCCGAUCGGGUCCUCAUGACCAUAUAAUGAGCAGUGCUUUCCAAGCCAGCCUCGAGGUAACUAGUUCCCAUUGAGAAUAUAUUACUUUGUGUCAUCCAGUAAUGUUUGAGAAUUGGUUAUAUCCACUGACUGUGACAUUGAAUGGAUUCUUCAAGGCUUCGUUGUUUUUGUACUUUACCUUGACAACAUUCUGUAAAUGGCCAUUAACUGCUCCAAUAGUGACAGCAGUUGUAUUUUUGUAUAACAGCCCUGUUCAGUAUUCAUUGGGGAAAACACGUAAUCUCUGCUGUGACUAAUUCAGUUUGUGAUUCUUAGGGUGGGCUUUCACGGAUCACGCAGGGGCAACCCUUAGAGGUUGCUUAUGGAUCCCAAAUAACCCUACGGAACACUUUAGGGAAACCUGUGCCAUGCUGGCUUCACUCGCACAAAAACACCUACCCUGUACGGUAAGUGUAUGUCUAUGUGUAUGUACAUGUAUGUGUAUCCAUUUUUUCCCUUGAAACACAGAAUUUGUAGCCAUUAACGGACCACUAUAGGCACCCAGACCACUUCAGCUCAAUGCAGUGGUCUGGGUGCCAGGUCCAUCUAGGGUUAACCCUGCAGCUGUAAACAUAGCAGUUUCAAAGAAACUGCUAUGUUUACAUUAGGGUUAGUCCAGCCUCUAGUGGCUGUCUCAUUGACAGCCGCUAGAGGUGCUUCCGCACUUCUCACUGUGCUUUCGGCAGAUAACGUCGGAAGAGGGAGGAGAGUCCCCAGCACCAAGGGAGCCCGGCGCUGGAGAAAGGUAAGUUUUUAACCCCUUCCUCCCCCUAGAUUCUAGCGGGAGGGGACCACGAGGGUGGGGGGAACCCAAAGACCCUAUAGAGCCAGGAAAAUCCUUUAAAGGUUUUUAAACAGGGAGGGCUAAUCAACACCUGACGUAGGGCUCCUAUGUUUCUUUCACUGACUGAUAUUUAUGCAAAGGAUAGUCCAUAACAGGACGUCAAAGGUUAACCAUCAAUUUUCCUUGGGUUCUAUUGCAGCAUGACAUUACACUGUUGGGUAGGUUAGUUAGUGAAGUGAAUUUUCUGUAUUGCAGUGAUUGUGUUUUCUGUAAAGUAUCUGUCUCACCAGCUGCCUUUGUAUCUAGGUACGAAGGUGGCCGAGGAAGCUCCCACCAGCAGCAGGUCACCUGCUACCCCUACAAAGAUGUCAAUAACUGGUGGAUCGUGAAGGAUCCAGCAAGGUAUCUAUCUAUCUACACAGUUAAAUGGUGCAUGUGGUAGUUUGUAUUUCUGUAUAGUGUUUCAUAAUAGCUUUGCUGACCUUGCUGUUUUAUAAUCUCCUCUCAGGCAAGAGAUGGUGGUAGGUUCUCCACCACGUGCCAUACAUCACGGAGACACCAUACAACUGGUACAUGGUAUGACCACCCGUUUCCUAAACACGUAUGUAUAGAUUCUUAAAAUACAUUUAAGGUGACAUAUACAGACAAUUUUACUAUAAACAUUUAUUUCAAUAUCAAAGUAAAUAAUUUACUCUAUUGCCACUUUAGACAACCAUUUCCUUGAGCCUGUAUAUGAAGGUUAAAGGGGAACUGUCUUGAAAAAAGAGAAUUUGUUUUCAGUACUUACCAUAAUUUCUUUUUUGGCUACUACCCAUGUCAACAUCACCUAUGGGUUAAGCUCCUUCCACUCAGCUGAUAGGACAGGAAUAUUUAAAUUAAAUUUAAGGACAUUAUAAGAGGAGUCUUCCCCCCCUCAACAGCAGUCUUGUAACUAAGUUAACCAAUGGAGGGGAGGGAAAUGUUGAUAUGGAUAUUAGCCAGUAAAAGAAAAUUACGGUAAGUAUUGAAAGCAUAUUCUGUUUUCCCGGCUAAUCCAUGUCAGCAUCACCUAUGGGAUUUCCAAAGUUUACACAGUUGAGAAUUAAAAGAGAACAAAUGAUAACUGCCCAAAUAUUUACAUUUAUUGAUGAGACACAGCUGAGUGCAGGUCACUUCUGCCAAUGGAGGAGGUCAAAGAGGAGUCAAAUCUUACAUGGUGACCACGGUGCAGCCUUACAAAUCUCCUAGGUAGAGGUGUCCACCAAAGAUGCCCAGGAUACCAAGACAGCCCUUGUAGAGUGAGCCUUGAUGCCUUCUGCAAUAGGUUUGCCAUCUACCUUGUAGGCCUUAUGAAUUGCAGACGUAAUUCACCUACGGUUAAAAGAGACUGAAGCUGCCAAGCCCUUGUGAUGUCCAAAGGGAAUGACAAACAAACUAUUUGUUUUACGAAGUUCUUUAGUUCCAUCCAGAUAAAUGUGCCGAGCUCUUACCACAUCCAGGUUAUGCCACAAAAGAUAAAAUAGUGAAUGAAUGAAAUAAAUAAAUAGACAUUUAAGUACCUUGCAGCAGAGCUCCAAACGAUUCCAACACUUCAAAUCAGAGAAAACGGUUUUACAAAUUGCAUCACCUUAAACUUGGGCCUCCUUAAAAUAUAGCCUUUAACUAUACCUACCGGCACUUUAAGAACUCUCAUGCAUGUGUGCAGCGUUCUGGAAGAUACCAGUCGGGCAUGAUGGCUAAGGAGGAAGUUGCAUCAUAGCGCACACCUGCUGGAACACAUGAGAGAGUUUGCGCCCGACCUCCUUUUGCAACAGAGAGCCUAAAAGAGGAAUAAAUUAGCUUUAAAUUCCGAUGUCCAAAACGAGUGCUCACAAAUGUGCAAGCGCGGGAUCUUAGAACAACCAAGCUGUUAGGAGGACAAAGCAACAACUGUGGAAAACAGUAAACACUAACAAAUGAGGCAUUUAUACAACCGAAAACUCUUGAAACAAGUAGAAACUUUUGUCCCCAAUUCUUCAGUUACCAUAGAUUAAUAUAGCAACCAAUAUACAAAAAAGUGAAGGAAAAACAGCCCCGUAACAGAUCAGGCUGUUCUCCUUCAAACCACCCAAAACAAAUCAACGUCUAAGGAAAAUAAAUAAAUUUUACUAAGAAUAAAAUCAAAAAAACCUAAGGACUCGUAUAUAGGACAGUGGACUACAAAGUUAUAAUGGAAACAGCAUGUAUCAAUCACUGUUAUAUGUAGCAGAUUGAACUCAAACAGAGUUAAAGCUACACAUGAUACUUGGAUACAUAUUGAACCUAACAAAAGGGAUAAACUUGUAUAAAAAGAGUAAACUAAUGGGGAGGACCAUAUAGGUAAAGAGAAAGUUCAAAUAAACCCCAGAGCUGAAAAAAUCAGUCUCAUAGUAACUCCAUACUAUAUUAUAUGGUCGCCCCAACGUAUUUAAACACUCAAUACACUGUUAAUAGGAGUCCACUAAAGGUAAAGGUAUAUUCAAACAGAAACAAAUUGAGAAAAAUAAAUAAAAAAUAAAUCAAAUUACCUAAAGACUCAUAAAGAUAACACAAUACUGUCUAUAAACUGCAAGGUUCCAGUAUAGGUGAAAAUAAUCGGAACACUAUUCCAUAUAGUAGUCUAAACUCAGAAAGAGUUAGUGCUAAGUAGGUUAUAUAUAAUAUAGAUUAAACCCUGCAGAAAGUCAGAAAGUGCAAGUUAGUUGACUUGCAUUGGAAAUCGAAAGGAUAGGGAAGAUAAUAUAAACGAAGAGAGAAAUGAAAAGUAGAGAUGGAUAUAAAUAUAAAUAUAAAGUAAGUCUAAGUAAGACAGACAAAACUAGAUAGAUCCACCUCACAAUAUCUCCCUAUUAAAUAAUCAUCCCAGCGUAUAGAACCGAUCAACCCCAGAGUCACUAAAACAUUAAUCUAAAAGAGUAACACUAAAGGUAUAACAAUGUACAUCGGAGAAAACAAGCCCUAAUAUAGCAACCAUAAUAGAGUUUCAAACCGCUUGUGCUGUAUCUGGGUUCCUCCCUAGAAAGAGAGGCUGAACUCUCUAGAGGAGCCAUACUGAGAAUAAUGGCGGGUGAAAGAAAAAUUAUUUUAAAAUUAUUUUCGGCCCCCCCCCCCCAUGCUGUUAAGGUUUGGAGACUCCUUUUAGAAUGUCCUUGAUUAUAUAUUUGAAGAUAGCUGUCCUAUCAGCUGAGAGGGAUGAGCUUAGAUGAUACUGACAUGGAUUAGCCAGGAUUUUUAAAAAAUUUUGUUUUUUUGCUUUCUAUUCGAUAGUCUGUGUUAAUCAUUUAUUUUUUGCAAAAUACCCUGUUGAGAGAUUUGAUCUUCAACUUGCACUGUAAGCAGCAUAAACAUUACAACUUAGUGUAAUGAUUAUGCUGCCAAUAGUCUAUCAGAGUUUCUCUCGGUUUGACAAAAUCUAAGACUCUUUCUAGCACUCAGACACCACCCACUCUUCAGCCAAUCAGAUACUGUGGAAUUUACACUUCUGCAAUUCUGUCCAAACUAGAUGAUGAUCAUAGGCUAAGAGUGCUGGGGGCUGAUUAACUUUGUGAUGUUGCUGGCAAUAGUAGGUGAAUAAUAGGCAAAUUCCAUUUUUACUGUUGCUGAUGGUAAAUCUUCCGAAAUGAAUUUGAGGAGAUCCAGAUAAAUCAAUAGGUCAUUCACAUAAGUAUUCUCUUACUGGGCUGUUAGUGGAUUAAUGCACUAAUAUGUUUUAACAUUGUACCCGAUCUCAUCCAAGGAUCUUUCCUCCUUAUCUAGACAUGAUGUUGCUGCUGCUUUGUCCCCAUACUCCCAGGAAAUCUCCUGCUACAUAGACUAUAAUAUCUCUAUGCCGGCACAGACACUGUGGAGAGUGGUGAGUUAGUGUCACUGACAAGAAAAUAGGCUAAUAGUCACUAGAAGCUUACACUUCUCUCUCUUGCUACUGUUACUGUGUCCUGUUUGCAAGCCAUGCUUUUAUCACACUCAAAGCUUCAACUACAAGUAAUGCUAAUACUUGUCUGUUAAACCCCUUCUACGAGUUCUGUUCUACAGGACAGAACCAACUGCUACUGUGUUCUGAGCAAAAUGGAAUGCAGUCCUGUACCUUUAAUAAGCAGGUAACCUAAAGCUUAAUUAGAGGGACACUCCAGACUGGAAAUAAGGAAAAUUUGAUGCAUUAUAUAGAUGAUAAAUUGAAGAAAUAAAUUAACAAAAACGAAUUACUUGUAAAGUUCCAGUCGUUGCUAUAUUUGCCGUGGCAAGCUUCCUCUGCAGAUAAGCCGCUUCCAAGACCAGGAAGAGGCUUCACCUAUUAUGAGCCUCUCAUUCUGAUCUAAUAGAAUCUGAUCUUCUCCCAUAAACCCCUGUCUAGCAUAGGUUUUGUUUUCUAUUAACCAUUGCUGUCAAUAUAAUUAUUAUUGUAAUCUGGUACAAAAUGAGUUAUUAUAAUGCACAGUAUCUAGCUGCUGUACUUGUUUGUUUUUUUAUUUUGUGCCAUUUUUAAAAAUUAUAUAUAUAUAUAUAUAUAUAUAUAUAUUUUUUUUUAUUUUUUUAUUUUUUUUUAUGAAUUAUGGAGGUCUUUAUUUUUCUACAGUUAAGAUGUCCACAGUGUGACAGUAAUCACCACAUUACUAUAUUGAUAGAUAGUAUCUUCACCACACUCGUGAAAUGUUCCACUUCGUGUUCCCGAUGUAUGUCUCCCCUCCAUCCCUCACAGGAGAUUGUGAACCGAGAGUCUGACACAGACACCUGGAAGAAUAUCCUGUCUGAGGUGAAGUUGGUCCACGUCAACACAUCGGCGGCAUUGAAGGUGUGAGGAUAGAGGGAGGUGGAGGUGGGAUGGUGACAAACAUUAGGCAAAUGUGGGAGACAAUAAGAGCCUCACUCCAAAAUACAGUGGCAGGAAAAGGCUUGCAAACCCUUUAUAAAUGUCUGCAUUUAUGUAUAAAUCUGGUUACAUGUUCAUCUAAGUUACAGUAAUCAACAAACACAAUCUGUUUUAAUAACACACAAAUUAUUGUAUUGUUUGUGUACAUAUCGAAUAUAUAAUUCAAAUAUUCACAGUAUUGGUUGGGAAAAGUAUGUUAGUAUGACUUCAACAAAAGCUAAUUUGAGUUGAAAAUUGGCAAACCGGGGUACAAUUAACAAAACGAGAUUGGAGGUGUGGGCUAAAACUACUCUGACUUAUAAAACGCACUCAAACAUUUUGAGUUUGCUUAUAACAAAAAGCGUUUGUCAAUGCCUUGCAAAAAGGAGCACUCAGAAGACCUGCGAUCAAGAAUAGUUGCAAUAUAUAAAGCUAGAAGGUUACCAUCUGUCCGAUGUUGGACAAAUUGUCUAUAAUUGGAGAGGAUUUAGUACUGUGGUUACUCUAUCUUGAAGUGGCCCUCCAGCCAAGAUGACUCAAGGGGAACACUGCAGAAUUCUCAAUGAGGAAAAAUAUCAUUGCAACUGGUUAAUUUCUCUGUUCAGUAGUCUACUAUACAGAAGAUCGGAGUGGAGUCCAUGGCAGGACACCAUGAAGAAAGCCACUGCGUUACAUAAAUGUAAACAUUGCUGCACGCCUGGAGUUUGCAAAAGUCAACCUUGACACUCCAUAACACUAAUGGGACAAUGUUUUAUGGACUGAUAAAUCUCCGGUUGAGUUGUUUGGGAAGAUCAUGCAGCACUGUGUAUGGUGUUAAAAGGGCAACGCAUACCAACAUGAAAACAUCAUCCUAACAGUUAAGUAAAGUGGGGGGAACGUCAUGAUUUGCGAUUGGUUUUCUGCUUUGAGGCAUGGACCACUUGCCAUCAUUGAGGGGAAAAUUAAUUCCAAAGCUUAUCAAGAUAUCCUACAGGUUGAUAUCAGCGUGGCUGUGGGCCAGCUGAAGCUCAGUAGAAAUUGGUCGAUGCAGCAGGACAAUGACAUUAAAAAUUGAAGUAAAUGCACUACAGAAUGGCUUCAAAAUAAAAGAAAGCCACCUUUUGGAGGGCCCAGUCAGAGCCCAAACCUUAACCCCAUAGAGAUGCUGUAGAAUUACCUCACGUGAGCUGUUCACACCAGACUCCCUAAGAAUAUGGCUGAGCUGAAGCAGUUCUGUAAGGAAGAGUGGUCCAACAUUCCUCUUGAAUAUUGUGCAGGUCUAGUCCUCAGCUGAUGGAAACACUUGAUUAAGGUUAUUCCUCCCAAGGGAGGAUCAACUUGCUAUUUAAUCCAAAUGGUAAUUUUUUCCCCCCACAGAACUUGGAUGUUGAAUGGGAUUUAAUAAAGACAUGAACGAUGAUAAUUGUUUGUGUAUUGUUAACUUAGGUACAUUGUGUUUGUCUAUAUUUGUGACUUUAGUGAAGAUGAGAUUACAUUUUAUGACCAAUUCAUACAGAACACCAACUAAUUUCAAAUGGUUCACAUACUUUUUUCUUUGGGUAAAGUUAACUUGUUAAAAUACUUCCUGGGAUACCUCUGCUAAAUUCCCUGUGGGAUAAAAAAUCAAACCAAAGAUGGCUGCCAGGGGCCAUCUUGGAAGAUGCAGAUGUGAUUCCCAGGUGAGUAUAUAUUUCCUGUACACAUUUAUCUGGUGAUUUUGACUGUAGGCUAUGUGGCAAAAGGGGAAGUUGUUAUCAAAUUAUUAUUAUUAAAUUUAGUCCUCCAUUUAGCAGGAAGGACUCAACAAAUGCCCCCCUCCCUUCCUCUAUUCCAUCUACAUGGAUGUGGAAGGCUAAUGAGACCUGGGUAGGGACCCGUAUUUCUGUAUCACUCAAGGCACCCCGUGACCAGUAUAGUUGAGGCGGUUGGUGUAUUUUUUCCUACCAAAAUGUAGUUAGAAAAUGCGUUUUAUAUUUGAUUGUGUAUUCUUUUUUGGGUCUAUUUUAAAAUUUGUUGAAAAAAAUCAUAUGUUUUAUUUUACCAUACCUCUUGACUCGACAUCAGCUCAGUGGAGCGGCAUUGCCAGAUUGGGGUUUUCGGCAGCUGGAGGUCGUUGGAGAGAAGUUGUCAAAAAGCUACCACCAGAGCCUGGUAUGGAAUGUGGAGGAGCACCGAUACGGCAGGAGUAAGUGCACAUUUACGCUUUCAUUGAUACUCCUUGCUAGGGUGAGCUCAUUCUUUCUAGGGUGAGCAUUCCUUUCAUCAUUCAAAGUGUAUUUUCUCAUUGCCAUAGCUCUGGCGAAUUGUGUAUGUUCACACAGACUCUGUAGAUACCCAGAUGAGUUGGAUUGGUCUCUAAGAGAAACUGAAACAGCCAACUACAGAACUCUGGAAAUACAGAUAUGGCUUGACAGCCAUCAGACAACGAGCACCAUAAAUGGUCAUUAAAGCAUUCCAUUGUUAUAGUAAGAUUGUAAGAAUUUCAAAUGGAACUAGCCAGACUAAGAUACAAAUAUUGGCAGGAAAUCCCGUUAAUGAUCGGAUUAGGACAUUUCAUUCGAGAUAAGAUAAAGUAUUGUCUGUCUCUCAUUCAGGAGAUGGUAUUGAUAAGAGUCUUUGAUAAUUUCCAGUAAUUAGGUGGUUAUCAUGUCACUAAAAGGUGACUCUGCUGAAACUGAGAGUCCUAUAAAAUUCAGGCAAAUACUGAACACUAUUUGUUUAAACGAUUUUCUUGAUUUUGUAAAGUGUAUUUAUCCUUUUGAAGUUUUGUAAAUCUCUAUGUAUGAGUCCUGCCUUUUCUCACAAAUGUUGUUACAUUCUGGUUACACCUGAUAACCAUUAGUAAGUUGUGCACCUCUCUGCAAGUUCCUGAUGAAACUCUUUGUUUUGUAUUAAAUCAGCAAUUUUUAUUACUGUCUGUACAGCACUGAUAAGGGUGGUGGCUGCAAGGAAAAUCUCCAGCAGCUGUAAACCUACAAAUCCCAUGAUGCUGUAGUAGCCUCAAAGCUGGCAAAGUAUCAUGUAGGCAACAGUACAACAAGCUCUUCCACCCCAUUUCCCCUGAUGGAGGUUUAUGGCAGUCGGAAACGUCUCAUUCCCUUGAAUUUAAUCAAAAUCCUAAAUAUAUUCCAGCACUUAGAUCCACUUCUUACUGGGACUGUUCAAAAUGAAUUGACAGUAGUCACCUAUUAUGAUAAUUGGUACUUUGAAUGCAGCUCUAAAAAAAUCUUUUGCCAAUUACUAAAUAGUUUUUUGUUUGGUGAAUUAGGUUUUAUAGUUAAGUAUGCCCUUUUUUUUUUUUUUGCAAUUUAAAUUUUAAGACUAUCAAAUACAUUUUGUAGUGAAUUGAAGACCUAGCUCAGUGAUGACUAACCUUGACACUAUACAUAGCUUCUGGACUACAUUUCCCUUGAUGCUCAGCUAGCUUUUAGAGUCUAAAAGCUAGAUGAGCAUCAUGGUAAAUGUAGUCCAGAAACUAUUUAUGGUGUCAAGGUUAGCCAUCACUGACCUACCUUCAGAAUUACAUGGACACCUAAGGCACCCAGACCACUAAAAGUAAAUGAAGUGGUCUGGGUGCAGUGUCUCUAUCUCCUUAUUGUAGAACUUUGCCAUUUUUGAUAAACAUAGUUACAUAGCUGAAAAGAGACUUGCGUCCAUCAAGUUCAGCCUUCCUCACAUUUGUUUUUUUGCUGUUGAUCCAAAAGAAGGACAAAAACCCCAGUUUGAAGCACAAUUUUGCAACAAGCUAGGAAAAAAAUUCCUUCUUGACUCCAGAAUGGCAGUCAGAUUUAUCCUUGGAUCAAGCAGUUAUUACCCUACAUUGAAAGAUUAUAUCCUUGAAUAUUUUGCAAGUAUGCAUCUAGUAGCUGUUUGAACAUCUGUAUGGACUCUGAUAAAACCACUUCGUAAGGCAGAGAAUUCCACAUCCUGAUUGUUGUUACAGUAAAAAAACCUUUCCUUUGCCUUAGACAAAAUCUUCUUUCUUCCAGUCUAAGCCCGCCUCUGCACUUUUUCUAGUGCCAUAAUAUCCUUCUUUAGAACAGGUGCCCAAAAUUGCACAGCAUAUUCAAUAUGGGGUCUUACCAGUGAUUUAUAAAGAGGUAAAAUUAUAUUCUUGUCCCGAGAAUGAAUGCCCUUUUUCAUGCAUGACAAUACCUUACUGGCCUUGGCCACUGCUGAUUGACAUUGCACAUUGUUGCAUGGUUUGUUGUCUAUAACAAUUCCCAAGUCCUUUUCGUGUGUUGUUAUCCCUAAUUCGCUUCCAUUAAGGGUAUACGUUGCUUGUGCAUUCUUUACGCCGAAGUGCAGGCCCGGACUGGCCAUCGGGCACACCGGGCAAAUGCCCGGUGGGCCGCGGUGGCCGUGGGGCCGAGGCCAGCAGGGGAGGUCCCAGGAUCUCCCCUGCCGGUCUAUGCAGGGCCGGCACUCUCCUAGCGCCGGCCCCGCUGUUUGCCACGACAGGCCGGUGGGGAGAUCAAAGCUCUCCCUCACCGGCCCAAAUGCGGCCGCCGGCGGGGAGAGAGGGAGGGAGACAGCCGCCAAGAGAGGAGGACCCGGCGGAACUCUAACUUGCAGCUCCGCCGGGUUCCUCUCGCGAGAUUCGGCACGUUGCCAUGGCAACGACCGGAUCUCGCGAGAGUUCACUCACCCACGAGGACCACCAGAGAACCCCGCCACCCAGUCCCAGUUCCAGCGUGCCGGUCCCCCCCCUCCCAGGCUAAAGGUAAGAAGGGAGGGGGGGGGGACAUAAUUCCUGUUUUUGUUUAUUUACCCCCCCUACACACACACAAUAACAUUUAUACAGCACUCUAACACCCAUCACACUCUCACACACACAGCACUCUCACACCCAUCACACACAGCACUCUCUCUCACACCCAUCACACACAGCACUCUCUCACACACACAGCACUCUCACACCCAUCACACACAGCACUCUCUCACACACACAGCAUUCUCUCACACACACAGCACUCUCUCACACACACAGAACUCUCUCACACACACAGCACUCUCACACCCAUCACACACAGCACUCUCACACCCAUCACACACAGCACUCUCACACACACAGCACUCUCACACACCAAUCACUCACACAGGGCACUCUCACACACACACACACACACGGCACUCUCACACACACACACGGCACUCUCACACACACACACGGCACUCUCUCACACACACACGGCACUCUCACACACACCCCGCACCCCUCACACACACACAUACUGCACCCCUUACAUACACACAGAACCCCCCCAACACACUGCACCACACACAUACACAAUACUUCCAAAUAUAUAUAUAUAUAUACACACACACACACUACACUCUUAAAGGACCAUUCUAGGCACCCAGACCACUUCAGCUUAAUGAAGUGGUCUGGGUGCCAGGUCUUUCUAGGGUUAACCCAUUGUUUUAUAAACAUAGCAGUUUCAGAGAAACUGCUAUGUUUAUCAAUGGGUUAAGCCUUCCUCCAAAGCCUCUAGCGGCUGUCUCAUUGACAGCCGCUAGAGGCGCUUGCGUGCUUUUCACUGUGAAAAUCACAGUGAGAGCACGCAAGCGUCCAUAGGAAAGCAUUAAAAAUGCUUUCCUAUGCGACCGGCUGAAUGCGUGCGCAUUCAGCCGAAGGGGCGGAUAGGAGGAGGAGAGCUCCCCGCCCUCGCUGGAAAAAGGUAAGUUUUAACCCCUUUCCAGAGCCGGGCGGGAGGGGGUCCCUGAGGGUAGGGGCACCCUCAGGGCACUAUAGUCCCAGGAAAAUGAGGUAUGUUUUCCUGGCACUAUAGUGGUCCUUUAACAUACACACUCUGGAUCCCCUAUACACACACUAGAUUCCUUGUAAGCAAACACAUACUACACCCCUAAACACACACACACACUAUAGCCUGUAUGCACACACUUGCUAUAUGCCCAAUACACACAUUCUCUACAGCCCAUAGCCACAUAUGCAUCACAUUACACCACAAACACAACACGACUAAAACCGACCUUAUUACACAAUACCACACCACGACCAGCUCACUCUACACACUCGCAAUACCACAAGCAGGCUCCAAACACAUGCACAAUACUCUUUCCUGGCCUUUUGUCUCCUGGUAUCCAUUUAUAGAGACACCAGAGACAAGUUGCAAGGAAACACAGUGCAAGCAUGUUAUUAAAUUUGCUUGCACUGUGCAGAACAAAUAUAGGACUUUUUUCUCAUGCUAGAGCUCUUCAGCAGAGCUCUGCGCAUGGUCUGCCCUGGAAGAGCAUUGAACCAACAUGCUCACUUUGAGAGGAGGCGUGUUUGUCAUUGGUGAUGACAAAACACACCUCCUCUGCCCCGCCCCCUUUUUAGUGGGCCGCUGUGUUAAAAAAAUGCCUGGGCCGAAUUUUUCUCCCAGUCCGGCCCUGCCGAAGUGCAUAACUUUGCAUUUUUCAACAUAAAAUUUCAUCUGCCAUUUGAGUGCCCAGUCCCCCAGUCUAUCUAAAUCCCUCUGCAGCAAAGUAGUAUCUUGCUCACAUUGUAUUGUUUUACAAAGUUUUGUGUCAUCUGCAAACACUGAAACAUGACUUUCAAUGCUGUCUUCAAGAUCAUUUAUAAACAUGUUAAAUAGAACUGUAAUGCUUACAUUGCAGGGUUAGUUCAUCCUCUAGUGGCUGCCAUACUGGGAGCCACUAGAGGUGCAUCCACGGUACAGAUCAAGUUAAACUUGGUCAUGUGAUGUGGAAGCCCAAUAGGAAAUCAUUGAUUCAAUGUUUUCCUAAGGUGGAAUUUUGAAUGUGCACGACACUUACUGCACAUGCGCAUUAGGUCUUCAAUGUCCCUCUAUUAGAAGCAUUAGAUUAUACCCUCAUGGAAGAUGCAGGACCUCCUUCAUGAUGGGGAAGAGAGGUGAGCAACAUUGAGGGCGUUGGAAAAUAAAUAAUUGUUUUGGUUUUUUUUUGCUCCGUGGGGGACCUAAUACUACUGUGUAGAUAGAUGCUAUAGUGUUAGGAAUACAGAUUUGUAUUCUUUAAGGCUAAGAUUGCCAAGCUGGGGCUAUUGUGGAAAUUGAGAAUUUCUCCACAUCAACCAUUUGCCUUAAUUUUGCCUUUGUUGAGUUUUGAGAGCACCAAAUUAAAAACAACACAGAAUAACUCCUCCCCUUCUGUAUAUUUACUAUGUACUAUUCACUGUGUGACCUUACCUGUUGUGUCCCUUUGUUCGUGUAUGCAUUGAAUUUUAUAUAUUUGUAAUGUUUUUGCUUUCAGAGUCUAACCCUGACAUUUUUUUUUUCUUUUUUAUCGACUUCAUUAUUUCUUCAGGUCAGGAACAGUCUGAGCUGGAGCAGGAAUUGCAUUCUCCUACACAGGUGGACGUGGCAAGGAACCUCAGUUUUAUGGCUCGAUUUUGGGAGUUGCAGGUAUAUGUUGGAUAUUUGGAUAUGUCAAAAUCUGUGUUGGAAACAUAGCUGUUCAGGAGUAUAAUGAGUUUAAUAAAAUUGCUGGAUGUUUUAUUUUUUUGUUCAACCCCCCCCCCAAAAAAAAAAAAUCAAGUUAGUCGGCAUACUAAUGCAAUUCAAUAAAAGGCUAGUUCUGAGCACAAAUGGUCAUGUCUUUCAGUACACGGGUUCUUGUGCAUCCAGCUACCACUGCUCUUCACUUGUAACUUUGUUUCUAUCCUCAGUGGAAGAUGCUCACUAUGAGAAGCGAGAGCACAGAACACAAGUACAGCUCAUCCCCUCUGGAUUGGCUCACCCUGGAUACCUCCAUCGCAUACUGGCUCCAUCCCAAGACCACAGUAAGUGCAAGCUCUGAAGGUUAGGGCUAUGGCCAGAACUUCAAAUACCCCAGGAAUGAAUUGGUAAUACAAGCGUACCUUUUUAAAGAACUUUUGGGGUUCAACCAUUCUUAAACCCAUCUACCUUUUUGUGAUGCAGUGAUAAUACUCUGCAAAGUGAAGUCUGUGUGAAUUUUUUCACAUUUGGUUUGAAAGCUACACAAGAUUAAAUGUUACCAUGGAACUGGUUGUGGGUGAAGUUUGCAAACUAUUCAGAAUAUGAAAACACAUCGCCUUAAUGUUGUAACAUUUUUAACGAUACUGGCUGGUUAGCUGAUGAAUCUUUAAUAUAAAUAAUUCCAGCUCAGUUUAAUGUUGUAACAUUUUUAACGAUACUGGCUGGUUAGCUGAUGAAUCUUUAAUAUAAAUAAUUCCAGCUCAGUUUAAAAGUGUCUCUCUAAGCAAAAGACAACUUUAGUCCUAACGAAGCCGUUUUGACAUAGAGAUCACACACCACCUGCAGUGUCACUGCUCAAUUUCUUUUGUUACUGUUUAUGAAGCAUUAGCCACACCUCCUCUGGCUGUGACUCACAGUUUCCUUACACAAUUCCUGAAAAACACAAAAAAAAAAUAGCUUCCCUUAUUGCACAGUGGCUAAAUGUAGAAUUUCUCCUGCUCUUUCAAUUUUCCUCUAGAGAAUGCAAAAGCCUCCUCCGUGUAAUUAAAGUUUAGUUAACAGAGCGGGAAAUGAGAACUUCUAAAGUAAACACAUUGUGCUGUAAAAAUUUAACUUUUUAUUUUUAUGGAAGCCAUGUGAGUCACUGCUUAAAUAAACAGAAACAAUUGACUGAACUCCUAAAUGGCAGAGAAUUGAGCAGUGAUACUGGAGGGGCAUGAUCUAUACAUCAAAACUUAAUUGAGCUAAACUGGUGUUGUUGCUUAGGGUCCCUUAAAGGAAAGGUAUCCGCAAUGUCUUGUAGUCCUUUUGGAAUGGAAUUCACCACUGCUGAUGCGAUUUUUUUUUUUUUAAAGUCUUUGCAUUUACAGUUAAUUUGUGUAUGGUGUGACAAAAUGCAUAGCCUGUAGGUGUGAAAUAUGAUCUGCCUCUGUUUCAGGCUCAGAUCCAACUCCUAGGUAAUCCUGUGAUCUGGUAUUCUGCCAAUGCUGGUGCGUUGCUCUACUCCGCAUUGCUACUGUUUUACCUGCUACGCCAGCAGAGGGCGAUCUAUGACAUUCCAUCAGGUAUGACUAUGGUGUUAAAUGAAUCUGCUUCACUAAUCCAAAGACAAAGAGAUUUUAAUGCAUGCCUGGGUUACUUACUAAACUGAGAAUUCUCAGGAGUUCACGAGGGAAUUGUAAAUUUAAGGCCAAAUUAACUGGCUGGAAACAUACAGGAUUACUUACUGAAGUGAGAAUUCAAAGUGAAUUUCACAUUUAAGGCCAGAGUAGCUGAGCUGGAAGCACAAUUGAGUUAGAGAAUUUUUCCAGUUUGGCUAUUUUGACCUGAAAUUUGAAAUUCACGUUGAAUUCUCACUUCAGUAAAUAACACUGGCACAGAGUUGAAAUAAUUUCAGAUUUUGCUGCUUUGGCCUACAAUCUGCAGAUUCUUGAAUAGUGAGUAGUCAAACGUAGUUUAACUAAACAGUGACUUAAAAUCCAGAUCUUAAAACAAAAUAGCAGAGCUGUGGGUAUGGCUAAAUUAGCAAAUGUUUCCUUAUCUGUUUUUCUAUUCACUACAGUCAGAAAUGGAUUACAUUAGGGAUAUUGGGACGGCAGCUCCAGGCCAAAACCAUCAACAAAUAGGAUAUACAGCCUUUUCAUUAGGCCCAUCAAAACGUUCAACUCCAGGCCCAUGACGCCCUAAGUCUGAGUACAGUUCAAGGUUUCGUGAAUAAACUCCAUGAAAACACAAACCAGAACCAAUCGACAUGACCUUCUCAUCAGCACCUUAGUAACUGCCCUUUGUGUAUUACUGGGGUCUGUUUGUUAUUUUCCACAUAAAAGACCUCCCAUAUUGUACCUGCUUGCUCAAGCAUCUUUGUUUCUUUGUUUAAGUUAGGUUUCUGAGAAAUCUUAAAAUACGACAUACAUUCCAGCUUUGAAGCGAAACUGCCACUGACUGGUCACAUAGUUUGCAAAGACCCCCGACAGUGACAUCGCCGUUGGGGGUCCAGUGGCCGGGGAGGCAGGGAAAGGUGAGUUUAAACUGUCCCCAGGAGCGCCGCCGUCCUCUUCGAGCCAGGAGCCAAAGUCACUGCUUUACUCUUGUGCAUACGUGAGAGUAAGGCAUGGAGGAUCCCACAAGACACUCCUUAGCCAGAGCUAAUUCCACGUGGCUGUCACUGGUGAUGGCUGAGAGAUUGACACUUCUAGAAAGUGCUAGCUCCGCCCAGUGUUUGUGUGUGUGACAGUGGUGCUUUAACACAUCAACUCAUACACUAUAAGGCUGCAUACAAGACUUGCGGAUUCGCUUGCUCGCUAGAAAGCUCCUCCUCAUUGUAUUGUAUUUGUUUGCAGAUAUGUGGCAGACCUUGCAGCUGACGGGCGCAGUGUGUUUGGGCGGCUGGGCUGUGAAUUACCUGCCUUUCCUUGCAAUGGAGAAGACCCUCUUUCUGUAUCACUACCUCCCAGCACUGACCUACCUGAUCCUCCUGUUACCGCCUCUGCUGGAACACACCUACCAGCAUUUGCUCAGGUAGGUAUGAUUGGUAUAUCACGUGCUCCAUGCUACUUGUGCUGGGGCAUUUGGGGGUAGAUAGGCUUGGCUUUCUAAGUGCCAUAGAAUGUGCCAGCCAAUUUAGAAUUAGCUAAACAGUCAGUUGAUUUUGUUGUUACAGCACCAGCUGCAGCAUAUAGGCCAUGUGUGUAAUGGCAGGGUAUGUUCAUCUAUUCAUGCUUCAAAGGUCAAUAAAACGAGAACCACUGAGUUGGGCAAUAACACAUCUAUCAUAACAUUCCAUGCACCAUAACCACCAAGGCCCAGUGAUUAAUGGUGCCACUAGUACCCUGGUGCGGUUCCAGAGUCAUUUAGUCAGUUUUAAAACUUCUGACAGGUUAGAUAUGUCGCACAGAGUUAGCUCCACUGAGCCAAGCAAGGUUAUACAGGAUCGCAAAUCACUGUGUGAGUGUGGCGGCUGUGUACUCUCAGAUAUUGAGUGUGGUCCCCUAUCAGACCAGAUGUAAGUUGUCAAACUACAUCUACUACUCUGGGACCUCCUGGCACGAUAACCACUACCAGAGGCUGUAAUGUUAUGGCAUUUAAUGAAAGCUAAAUGUAUCAUCCUUGUUAACUUAGCCAUUAUGUAUGGCUUUCACAUCUCUUUGCUGCAUUAAUAAAAAGGCAGACCAUGUGCCAAAGUCGCUUUAACUGGCAAUCCACUAGUUUUAGUGUACAGGUUAUUAAAAGUUUAACACUUUCUGACAUCACCACGCAGACUUAUAUGCAAACCAACUGCUAUUGUUUAGGUUUGUAUAUUCCAAUUCUAGGUAAAGAUUUAGCAUGCAGGAGGUUUGUCUCCUAAAUCCAUGUGCUUAUUCUAGGUCCGAAGUUCUGAGGAAUACAUUCUCUGCACUUCUGGUGGUUUGGAUGUCCAGUGUGUUUCUGACAUAUCGAAGACUUUGCCCACUAACGUAUGGGGAUCCUCCUCUAUCCCCAGCAGAAUUAAAGGGUCUGCGGUGGAAGGACAACUGGGACAUAUUGAUCAGAAAGCGGUGACAUAUGCUCCAUGGACUGAUUGUAAGAAGAGCAGCUGAAUUGUGUGGGACUUACCUGCUCAGACAAGCAGUAUGACUAUUUAAUGUAGCCAGCCAUAGGUCCAAAGCAUUUCAACUGGGAAUUUCAAUAGGACUAGAAACUGCUUUUGGGGCAGAUACGUCAUUAGACAAAAUCGAGAACAGGAUGGGAAAAAAAACAUUUAGCUGCAAGAAAUGCACUGGAUAGGUGCUUGUUCAGAAAACACUACAGUUUUGUACACUAUUAUUAUUAUUAUUAUUUUUAAUGAAAAGAAUUUGAACUGAAUACUGGUCUGUUUUCUGUAAAAGAAAUAUACAACUGUAUAUAUAUAAUAUAUUGCAAUACAGAACAUUAACAGUUAGACAGUCAAUACUGAAAUGUAUACCAUUAAGACACAGUACGGGAUUCUCAAGGUUGUUCUAAAUAACAGUCCAGAAUCCAUUAAUUCUUUCAUGCAUAGAUCUGUAAACCAACCUGAACCCCUGGUGACUUGAGAACAAACUAGCAAAAUUCUAGACAGAGUCAAGUGUAAAAGGGGGUUAAAGGAAAGCUCUGCUCUUUUUGGCCUGUGUUUUGCCACUUCAUUCCUAAGUCACUGUAACACGCUCUUAAGUGAAUACAGCCCGCUGUGCUUAUAUCAGAUGAGAUCCUGUGCAAUGUACUGAAGGAGCGCUAUUGAGAAUCUUCCCUGACAGUUGUCAGUAUAAUUCUUAGAACUUGGGGGUCUGUUCUGGAUAAAACCACCUGAAAUCUUUUUGAAGACAAAUUGUCAUAAGAACGUUUGUUUUUUUUCCCAAUGGUGAGUUAAAUUGAUUUAAUACAGAACAUUGCCAUGUGCUCUGUAUUACAGCAUGCAAUAGCUUUCCUAGAACUUUAGAAAAGAAUAAAUUAUAUCAUAUUACUGUAGAUGAUAUGCCUGUGCUCUGGCUGCCAAAGUGGCAGUAGUCUUACUGUCCUUUUACUACAGUGUUGGACAACAUCUGGAAAUCUAUGGCUUUUGGAGACCUCCUUUUGGAGGUUCAGUUCCUUUACAUUCAUACUCUAUCCCAGGGCAGAACUACUACCCAUUUACAUGCAUUAUAUAGACUAUAUUUACCUAGAAAUACCUUCUCGCUUUUUCAAAUUUAUCAGGAAGUUCCUGAACUCUAUCCAUUCUACAAGAUAUGGUAUGAAUUUUUAAUGGACGUGCAUAUGACAUCACAUUGAUAAGCAGCCUGCACCCCAAUCAUUGAAGAAAAAUAGAAGAUUCCUUUCUUUUGAUGAUUCACUUCCCCUUAUUUUUGACAUUCCGCUUAGGGCUAAGUUGAGAUACAUCAUCAAUGUUCUUAGUAAAUCUAUAGACUGUUUAUACAAAUAUAUAUGAAAACAACUUGCUGAAUGCUAAACCACUUCAGUGACUAAAGCUUCCACCCAUAGGAUGUCCUGUUCUGUACAUCAUUAGUUUAUGGAAAUAUUCUGGGGGACCAGGUUAUGUGCUGUGUGUAUACACACAUGCUUAAGGUGCAUAAAAAGACUAAUAUUCUGAGUUCCCCCAAAAUGAGCAUGCCUUGAUCUGGCACAAAAUGCUCAAAUAGUUACUUAUUUAAAAAGAAGCCUCUAGUUAGUUGUGAGAGCCCACUCAAGGUGCAACACUGACAAGUGAAUACUUGCAACAGGAGGGAAAAAAAAAAUAUUACACAUCUUGGGUGAUUCGUGGACAUCUGGUCUGCUGGAGGGGAAUGCAAGCUAAUCCUUAGUUGCCAGCUUGUUGCCUCUGUUACCGUCCCAAAAACCUCUCCUCUUGGAAAUAUGAGUAAUGGAGGAAGAAAUGGAGCUGUGAAGACUUUGUGUCGGGUUCUCUUAAUGUGGCCGACUGCUGGACUCCCGGUGCGUGCGUUUCCCAGGUACAAGAAUACCUGUUGUUUCCCCCUGACCUGGGAAGGUCCUCUUCUGAGAACGGCCAUUCACAGCGCCACGCUGCCACUUACAGAUGUCACCAUUUAGGAUGUCUUGAAUGUGCUGCACAAUCAGGUUAAUGGCCACUGGAAACAACAAUGGGUCAAUGUUGGCUAA